AUGGAUCCUCAUCCACCUCUACGAGCUGAAAUUAAGGAAACUCAACGAAGUGGUGGAGCUACACGUGAUCUCCUUUUGAAAACCCAGCUUGUUCCAGAAAUGUAUUGUUGGGCUCGCAACACGUACUUUGCUUCGUUUGAGGAUGAAUAUCUGCCAGAAGUACCGGAAAGAGGGAAAUCUAUGGUUUCAUAUUAUCAAUGGGUCCCAUUCUUCCUUGUUGUAGUAGCUUUCAUGUUCUACUCCCCUUGUUUAUUAUGGAGGAUACUCUACGAUAAGUCUGGUAUUCGACUAAAUGACAUAAUGAACUUCGCUAAUGACAAGUCCAAUGUUCAACCUGCUUCCCGCCGAGCGAACAUUAAUGGAUUGGCUAUGCAUCUGUCAUCAGUGUUCAAGCAUAGAUUCCGAUUCGGCUCUAGUCAUCCAUAUCAUCACAAGCUUUUUAAAUUUUUGAAUCUACGUUUUUACGAGGCAUAUCUCACUUUUCUCUACAUUGGGAUCAAACUGCUCUUCCUUAUUAAUGUUCUUGUACAGGUAAUACUCAUAUCACCUUCAUCAACAAUAAAUAAGAUGAUCCUCCUUAGCCGCUUUCUACAAACAAACUCACAAGGCUUCUACGGUUACGGUAUAUUGUGGGAUCUAGUUACCGGUCAUGGAUGGACAGAGUCGCCGAAUUUCCCCGUUGUCACCUAUUGUGACAUGGAGAUUAGGAUAUUAGGGAAUAUUCAGAGGCAUACGGUACAAUGUGUGCUUGUUAUUAAUAUUUUCACUGAAAAGAUCUUUUUAUUGUUAUGGCUUUGGUAUACAUUGUUGGCAAUAAUCUCAUUUGGAAGCAUUAUGUCCUGGAUUUUCUCUUCACUGCCAUUUGAGCAACGAAGAAGGUAUGGUUUACUUCUGGUACAUAUGUAUCCAUGUAUGACUAAAGGUAUGAUUAAAGAGAUGAGAAACCACAUAACGAUUAAACAAUUUUUGUUGAUCAUCCAUCUAGUAAAGUUACAAAGUAUCUGUUCAUUUCUGUUUCCGCGAAUUACUCAAAAUCCUCCUUUUACCGUUUCUAUCUCUAGAUUCAUUGCUCGACGAUUAGAACUAGCAGAUGUCACCUUUAAACAGCGAGAUUUCACACUUGAAUUAGACGAAUUCGUUCGCGAUUAUGUCAAAAUGGACGGAGUUUUUGUGCUGCGAAUGAUCACCAUUCAUUCUGGAGUUUUGAUGUGUACAGAAGUUGUGGAUACUAUGUGGGAUCAAUUCCUAGCUGAACAGGGAGAAGAUUUUAGGCCACAAAGUGAUCAGCGCGCUCUUGAGCGAACACCGUAA
Messenger RNA from Strongylus vulgaris, 1311 nucleotides. Lineage: Eukaryota; Metazoa; Nematoda; Chromadorea; Rhabditida; Strongylidae. The record is from the annotation of a GenBank genome assembly.